This is a messenger RNA of Dioscorea cayenensis subsp. rotundata (Guinea yam), 1206 nucleotides long. RefSeq lists its product as uncharacterized. Gene Ontology annotation, cellular component: elongin complex; nucleus. Bases 130 to 816 code for a protein of 228 amino acids. The transcript is spliced from 8 exons. The record is from RefSeq and is a predicted model, not a curated record. Gene Ontology annotation, biological process: transcription elongation by RNA polymerase II. Lineage: Eukaryota; Viridiplantae; Streptophyta; Magnoliopsida; Dioscoreales; Dioscoreaceae.
AAAAAAAGAAAAAAAAAGGAAAAAAAAUGCUUCUUUUAUCCUCCUCAUUCUCCUCUCCCUGAGAUCAUCGACCUUUUGAGGGUUUUGAAGAUCCAAGAAGAAAAGGAAUUGAGCUCUGUUGUUGGGGAGAUGGGGAAGAGAAAAAUCCCUACUUUGUUGGAUCUAUGUAUUCAGACGGCGAUCGAUAACCUUAGAUACAUUGGGGAUGUUGGAGAACUGGAAUUGUACUUGUUGAAGGAUAUUUUGCCGCAUUGCACCAUUGAUCAGUUGAUGCACAUUGAGGACUCUACUGAAGGAAGGGACCUUAGUCCAGUGACAGAUCGUUUGUGGAAGAGGUUUUAUGUGCAGCAAUUUGGAGAAGAUAAUGCAAAUCUUGUUAUCAAGAGGAUGAAGCAAAGGGAUCUUGUGUUCAAGUGGAGACAACUCUUUGAGGCAAAGACGAAGGAGAGGGAAGAAGCUCAACAGAAAUUGAGUGAGAAACUCAAGCAACGAUAUGCGGAAGAGCAAGCUAAGAAGCAAAGCCGGCAAAUAAAAAUUUGUGCUAAAGUUCCACCUUCAAGCUCUAAAAGAGGCUUUUUUGGAGGUGGUGGAUCUGGCUAUGAUGUUUCCAAUGUGAAGAGUAACCUGAUGAAGAAGGCGAAAUUGGAGUAUCUUAACAGUCAUGAGGCAAAAGUACAUGCAAUUAUUCGUAAAAAUGCAUUACAAACUAAAAGCAUGCCUCCUCCAAGUAUUCCUCGGUCAUCAAAGCCGGGAAGUUUUCUUGGAAAGGGUCCGGCAACGAGUUCCAAACCACCGAAGCCGAUGGGAAGGGGAUGAAUCUGCAGUUACUAGGCACAGUGAGAAAUCAAUGGCUGAGUUGUGCAUCAAAUGGGUUGUUGUUUUCUGGUUUAGAUAUAUACUGUUUCUAUCCCCAUUUGAGAAGGGAAACAAAGUGUACAUCAUAUUGUUUUUCAUUUUCAAGUAUAAUCUGUUUUUCUUUCUCAAUAGCAGAAGUUGCAAUUAAGAUUCUUGGAUGGGUAAACAGAAUUUUGCAAGGGCCUUUUGCACAUUUACCCUUCUAAAAUAUCAUAAAUGCAUUAUAUAUAUAUGCAAUUAUGAGAUUUCCAAGGAUGUACCUAUAAAAAAUAAAUUUCUUUUUAAGGAAAUGUUGACAGAGACAUUGCAUACAAGAUUUAAGGGAGAAUAGAGGAAAAGAAAAGAAGACAA